AUGGCCGCGAUGAACGCAUCGACACCCUCCUUGGCGAGGGAGGCGAGGUCCGGUCUGGGACACGGAGGAACGACUGUAAACGUGCCUUCAGGCCAGAAGAAGAUCGUGGACAGUUCCUCGUCGGAGCAGCUCGCGAUCUGUCUUGCUCGGUUGGCUUCAUCCACGGUCGAAGUUGAUCGGUCGUCGGGCGUGGUGUGGAAGGACUGCGGACCACAACCCUGCCUGCCCGAUGCGGUACUGAAGCUCGACCGUGCGCUCUUUGCUUGGCUCAGAAGGCUCUUCGUUGCCACUGGCGGUAAAGGGGACAGUAUCAUCCACGUACCAGAUGGACUCGGCGAACUUCGGAUUCGGCGUCCAACAGGUCCCACACACCGUGUAGCUCAAUCCUGUGCCGGUGUCGGCGGGCCCCUCUCGCCAGCUACCACCGACACAUCAGGGCUGGCCGUUGCCAGAUCUACCGCGAAGGCACACUCACCGACUGGCACAAGUUCGUCUGCCACCGUGCCACGGCUGCCCGACUCUCCUUGGGGUGCUAGGUGCGACGGUGGAAUUAUCUCAUUCGCGGCUAUCUUCAUGCACGCUGGGGAAGGGUCAAAGGAGGCGCUGAGGGGUACGCGGAGGAGGUACCUUGAGUGUACUGCGCUGGACGUCGAGCUGCUACUGUUCUUCCUGAUGAUGAACGCCGCUCCUCAGGCCGAUGGCGAGGCGGCCGCGGAUCCUCCAGCCGACAAGGACGAGGACGGCCUGACCAACGAGGCCGCGGAUGCUCCAGUCGGCCCAGCCGCGAACGCUCCAGCCGACGAGGACCCGAGCUGCAGCCGCGAAAGCUUUCACACCGCAUCACGCAGUAUCAGGGCCAUCCCCGAGCACUCGGCCCAGUCUGGCUCUGGGGACGGACUCGAGGUGUUGGCGUAG
Dioszegia hungarica is the source of this 915-nucleotide messenger RNA. RefSeq lists its product as uncharacterized. The transcript has 6 exons. Bases 1 to 915 code for a protein of 304 amino acids. The record is from RefSeq and is a predicted model, not a curated record. NCBI's taxonomy places the organism in Eukaryota, Fungi, Basidiomycota, Tremellomycetes, Tremellales, Bulleribasidiaceae.